AUGGGCAUUCUCCUGAGCCUGGGUGCACAGGGGGCCUGCUGGCCGUUCACCGCCAAAGGCUUGGAGAACGCCCUGCAAGGCUCGGGCUUACAGGGCACCUGCUUCGGUUUUGAUGCUGGCAAUCCCAAUCCAUGGCAUCCCGCCAAGGAUGCAGAGAAUACGAUGUGCCACUGGUUUGCAGGGCACACUGCCUCACAAUCGCCUAGAUGCCCGCACAAACCGUCCACUCCGGCGCAACUUCUGGCGCAGUCCAAAGUGACGCGCAGGCUGUGCCCCUGCGUUGCUGUGAAUGCGUCUUCCUCAUCCGGGUUCAACUGUGGUCUUGGUGACCAGCCAGUGGAUCCUGUGGUGCCUGUGGUGACUGACCCACAGGCGCUAACAACCUCCACCACAGUGCUGAACUCGGAAGCAGAGGAUGCAGGUGAUGAAAAUCCACCUCUCGCCGUGCCAGAGGUUCUACAGCCGCCUAUGGUGAUCUGCCAGGAGCUUUGCGUCUCCGGCUUUGGUGCAGAAGAUGAGAAGCUCAAUGGCAAGUACGUUCGCUGGGUUGCCCAACGAAGUUCGGAGACCAUGCCUUUGAAGGCCAUGAGCCAAGAGGAGUUGCAGCAGAGCGAGGAGCCUUCGCAGUAUCCAGCGACUUCCCGGCUGUUCACGCACAUGUCCAAGGCUUUGUCCAUUGCUGCUGUUUGCGGCGUCAUACUGGUGAUUGCUUGCGUCUUCCGAGUGGACAAGGUGCCACGCAGCCAAGCCUCCGAGAGUAUGGAGAAGUGGGAUCAAAAGGAUGCCAGUGGCCAGUGCGGCCUCAUGGAGAAAAACAUGGACUAUGUUGAAUAUUCUGGCUGGGGGAAAAAUCUGGACCACAUCCCAGACCCUGACAUGUGCUGUGCGUUCUGCCAGGCAGAGCCCAAAUGCAAAUCCUUUGCGUGGGUCGAGGAUGCAGGUUUGGACGGAUGUCCCAGUCAAUGCUGGUUGAAAGGUGGCGAACCUUCAGAUAAGAAACCAAAGGAUGGAGUUAUCUCUGGACUUCCACCUCCACGACAAGCCUUCCACAUCGCUCCCCAAGAAGCUUCUCCGGAUCAGUUUCCUGUGCGGCGCGCUGGGAUGUUCUGCUUCUCCCUGAUGUUGCCCUUCGGCUACGAAGUUGAGCUUUUGGCCUGGCAAUAUGCACACCAGGUGAGUAUCUUCGAUUGUGAAAAAUUUGCUGUCUACACCAACAGGUCUAUGGAAGUUGGAAGUGGAACAGGACUCUUCACCCAUGUGGUGGACAGCGACCUUCACUGCCAGGUGGGUGGCGAUUCGCAAUCCGCACUGAACAGCUGGAUCUUCAUCGCAGUCUGGAAGAAGGUCCUGUCAGAUGGAUAUUGGAGGGAAUAUCCCUGGACUGUGAAGGUGGACCCUGAUGCUGUGUUCCUGCCUUUGCGCGCUCGGCCUAUUUUGAUGCAGUAUUAUGGCGAGCCAUACAUCAACAAUUGUCAUUAUGGAAUGCAUGGCCCCGUGGAGUUCUUUGGGCAACCCGCCAUGGCAGCGCUGAACGGUGAAUAUGAAGCCAGCUACGAUGGCAAGGCGCCCAAAGCCUGCGUGGAGGAGUUGCACUUCGGUCUCUGGGGAGAGGACAUGUUCAUGGAUCAGUGCUUGCGCAAAGUCCUGCAAGUCACCAAUGGUGCGAAGCACAUUGUGACUGCCCAGAGUGGAUUUGGUGCAGCGGCGACCAAGUGUCCUUUCAUCCCUUCAAGUCCAUUGACAGUUACAAAAACUGUAUGGCCAAUGUGUUUGCAACAGGCAACAUCAGGAAGAAGUGACAAAGUUUGCAGUUGCACUCCUAUCAGGACCAUCAUAGCCACGGCGAUGAGCCGACCCAAAAAACCGGCAACACGUUACGUGUUGCCGCAAGAGCGCCGUCCCGAAAGGGGCCCGGCGCAAUUCAUGGACCAACCAAAACUGCUGGAGAUGUGCCUCAGCGGCUCGGACGGAUCCCUGAGAUUUUGGCUAAAACUCGGAGGAUUGCCCACGGGUGCAGAUUGCCGCUUGGUGCGUGGUGCACUGGACGGUGUUUGGCGCUACUAUGAAGUAACCUCCAAGGGCAACACUUCCAUUGGCGAAGGCACCUUGCGAACACCACUGGAUGAUAUUCCCAAGGACGACUAUGUACUGACCCCCACUGGUGGAUUUCAGGUGGAAUAUCAGUGCUGUCCUCAACAGUUGGCGACUGAGAGCCCUCAGCUGGCUGUGGAUGUGGAUCCACAAAAGCAGGAGGAGAGUACCAACACAGCGAUGAUUGCUGUGGCCCUCAGCGGAGCCGUGGUGUUGUUCAUCUCAAUCGUUGUGAUCUGUGUGAUCCAGCGGUGGAAACCAGGAAUUCUCCGCUCACGAAAAUAUGAGGCUUUUCCAGAGAAGAUGACCACUCCACAACAGCAACAUGUGGAGAAGAUGAAACCAAGCCCAGGCAAGGUGAUGUUGGGCAACAGGGCCAGCGAGAUAACAUCGUCGAAGGCGGCAACGUGGAAUAGCUCCUGGAGUGCCAAAGCUUCCGCUGGAGAGGCCCAGCAAUCAGCUGUCGCUGGUGCGACACUCCUUCCUUCAGCCAAGAAUGCUGACAGGAGAGCUGUGGCAGUGGCAGACGUCCUAGGCAAAGCUUCCACCUUGGCUGACGACGGGAUCUACGAGGGUCCAACCAGGCAAUGGUGGGGUGGAUCGAGCAGCAGCGGUCGUGGCACAGGCUUUCAACCAGGUGCCCGUGUGCGACUUCAAGGUCUGACUGCUUCCAGCUGGAAUGGUGCUGAAGGAAUCAUUGAAGGUUGGGACGCCCAGAACGGCGCUUUUGAAGUGAAGGUGAACGGUACGCUUAAGCUGGUGAAACCCGAAAACCUCAUUGCCAGUCCUGCUGCUGGCCGUACUGGUGAGGGCGACCUGACACCGGCUCAAUUGAGGAUGCAGCUGAACGCAGCGCAGGUGAAUUUGGCAGGCCAGCCCCAAACAUCCAGUCCUUCUGCGCCGCGAGUGGAAGUUGGCCGGCAGCGUCAGAGAGGGACGCAGCCUGGCUUUGGCGACACCUCACAGAUUCACAAGGCGGUUGCAAGGCGAGCGGGCGAGAAAUGGGACGAGAGACAACUUCCCGGCCCAUCGAUCGCUGCCGGCUCGGGUGACCACCUUCGGAGUGCUGGCAACUGGCGAAGCCAUGCGCCAGCUCCACCUCCCAGGUGA
Molecule: messenger RNA, 3201 nt
Organism: Cladocopium goreaui
Lineage: Eukaryota; Dinophyceae; Suessiales; Symbiodiniaceae
Source: the annotation of a GenBank genome assembly